GAGAGAGAGAGAGGGAGAGAGAGAGAAGGGAGAGAGAGAGAACAGGGAGUCUUAGAGUUUAGUGGAACACAAAUAAUUUUGUCACCAGCGAGCUCUGACUUGUAGAGACAGAGACGGUGCUGGUAAAAAGAGCGAGAGAGAGAGGGAAAGAGAGAGAGAGGGAGAGAGAGGGAAAGAGCGAGAGAGAGUGAGAGGGAAAGAGAGAGAGAGGGGGAAAGAGAGAGAGAGGGAAAGAGAGAGAGAGGGAAUAGGGGGAGAGUUAAAUAGAGGGAGGGAGCAACACGCAUGUUCUGACAGAGGACAAGAAAGAGAGAGAGAAACGUUUUCACUCCUAGUGAAAAGCAGUAGAGAGAACAUAGAGAGAGAGAAAGAGAGCAUAAAGAGAGAGAGAGAGAGGACGUAAAGAACAGGAGAGAUAAACGGACAGAGCAGUGAGGGAAGUGGACAAAAAGAGACCCUGCAAUCUGAUCACUGUGGCAGUGUGUGAAGUGAGAGUUUUUAUCUCUAUCUAACCAGGCUCGGGCUCGUACCAUCACUCACCUUCCCAACCGACGCGCGCUGAUCUGGUCUGUUCAUUUCUUACUUUUCUUUCAUUAACAAAGAGAUCCGUCCUGGUUUUAUGCGUCAAGUCAUUUUCCUAUGGUCAACUAGUGGGGUAUUGUGAACAUCUCUGCUCGUCUUUCUGCUCUAGUUUAUAGAAUCUCUGUCCUUGUUGAAACAGGUUCAGUACCUCGGUCCCUGUUUCUCUUUGUUUAGGCACCGUCCAGAGGAACACAGAGCAGGCAGAGCGCAUCGUAGACGUCACUCUCCUUUCUACCGGACUAGAAAUCUACUAGGCUGAGUCACAAGGCUGUCUGUCUGUCUGGGGUUCUCCCUUCGUGACUCAGAGGAGACUCAGGUGGUUUUCACACCAGUGACAGCAAUAACAGCAGUGUGGGGGCAUUAGGCUGAGGGACUCUCUUCAUCACCACAGCAGUGUGGGGGCAUUAGGCUGAGGGACUCUCUUCAUCACCACAGACCUUUCAUUGUUCUGGUCUGUAAACACCUUGCGUCAGUCACACUUACACUCUGACUGAUUCACUGUUCUCUGAGGGGGGAGAGAGAGAGAGAGAGAGAGAGACAGAGAGAGAGAGAGAGAGAGAGAGAGAGAGAGAGAGAGAGAGAGAGAGAGAGAGAGAGGGGGGGAGAGAGAGAGAAAAGAGAGACAGAGACAGAGAGAGAGACAGAGACAGACAGACACAAAGAGAGAGACAGAGACACACAGAGAGAGACACAGAGAGAGACAGAGAGAGACAGACAGACAGACACAAAGAGAGAGACAGAGACACAGAGAGAGCGAGAGAGAGAGAGAGGGGAGAGGGGAAAAAAGAGCACUGAAGGAGAAAGGUGUUGAGAAGCAGAACAGACGGACCAUGAGACUGGUGUGUUUGGUCCUGGCGGCGCUGUGCUUGGCGGGCAGCGUGAGCAGCAUGUCCACCUGUAAGACUCUAGACCUGGAGCUGGUUAAGAAGAAACGCAUCGAGGCGAUCAGGGGACAGAUCCUUUCCAAGCUGAGGAUGCCCAAGGAGCCGGAGGAGGAGCAGGCGGGAACAGAGAAGGAGAUCCCUGUAGCGUUGCUCUCGCUCUACAACAGCACCGUGGAGCUCAGCGAGGAGCAGAAACUACAGCCACAACCCACCACACACACACUGGACGAAGAGGAGGAGUACUUCGCCAAGGAGGUCCACAAGUUCACCAUGAAGCAGGAUAAGAAUGUCACCAAGCACCAGAUGCUGUUUAACCUGAAUGAGAUGAGGUCCAGCAUUGGGGACUACCAUCUACUCUCCAGCGCUGAGCUCCGCCUGCUCAUCAAAACCACUAACAUCCCGUCUGGCAGUGAGCAGCGCCUGGAGCUCUACAAGGGGCUGGGCGACAGCAGACGAUACCUGGGAUCACACUUCGUCACCAACAAGUGGAGUGACCGCUGGCUGUCUUUCGACGUCACUGAAACACUCAAGGAAUGGCUGAAGGGGACCGAGGAAGAGCAGGGCUUUGAGUUGAAGCUGUACUGUGAGUGUGGUAAACCCAUGGAAAAGUUCCUCUUCAGUAUCUCCGGGUUGGACAGCGGGGUACGAGGUGACGUGGCUGGUCUAGCCAAGAACAUGAGGAAGCCUCACAUCUUGGCCAUGUCCAUUCCCCAGAACUACAGCUCACAGCUCACCUCCUCGCGUAAGAAACGGGCCGUCGCUACAGACGACACCUGCACAGAUAAAACAGAGAACUGUUGCGUAAGGAAACUCUACAUCGACUUCAGGAAAGAUCUGGGCUGGAAGUGGAUCCACCAGCCAAAAGGUUACCAUGCCAACUACUGCAUGGGCUCAUGCACCUACAUCUGGAAUGCUGAAAACAAAUACUCUCAGAUCCUAGCCCUGUACAAGCACCACAACCCAGGAGCGUCGGCCCAACCGUGCUGUGUACCCCAGGUCUUGGAACCUCUGCCAAUCCUCUACUACGUAGGGAGACAACACAAGGUGGAACAGUUGUCCAACAUGAUUGUGGAGAGCUGUAAGUGCAGCUAGAAGACAUCGGUCAUAUCUCCUCUUAUCUCCCCAUAUCUACUCUAUCUCCCCUAUCUCCUCUGUCUCCUAUUAUCUCCUCUAUCUCCUCUAAUCUCCUCUAAUCUCCCCCAUCUCCUCUAAUCUCUUCUAUCUCCUAUCUCCUCCUAUCUCCUCUAAUCUCCUCUAGCUCCUCAUAUCUCUUCUUAUCUCCUCCUUUCUCCUCUAAUCUCCCCUAUCUCCUAUCUCCUCUAUCUCCUCCUAUCUCAUCCUAUCUCCUCCUAUCUCCUCUAUCUCUGCCUCUUCUUUUUCCUCACACACACCGAUACGGACACACGGAGAAGGAAUGGAGGGAGGAGAGAGAACUCAGAGAGGAACAAGAGACGAGAUAGAAGGAUUGACUCUGGGAUGGAGGAGUGGAACAAGAGACGAUCGAUGACAGAACCAACCUCCUCCCUGAUGGAACAAGACCAGAA
Messenger RNA from Oncorhynchus nerka (sockeye salmon), 3010 nucleotides. It is a transcript of the gene tgfb1a, whose product is annotated as transforming growth factor, beta 1a. Gene Ontology annotation, molecular function: transforming growth factor beta receptor binding; growth factor activity; cytokine activity. The coding region runs from base 1413 to 2558 and encodes 381 amino acids. The record is from RefSeq and is a predicted model, not a curated record. The transcript is spliced from 7 exons. NCBI's taxonomy places the organism in Eukaryota, Metazoa, Chordata, Actinopteri, Salmoniformes, Salmonidae. Gene Ontology annotation, biological process: transforming growth factor beta receptor signaling pathway; regulation of cell population proliferation. Gene Ontology annotation, cellular component: extracellular region.